This is a messenger RNA of Coregonus sp. 'balchen', 3969 nucleotides long. The record is from the annotation of a GenBank genome assembly. Lineage: Eukaryota; Metazoa; Chordata; Actinopteri; Salmoniformes; Salmonidae.
AUGGACCAACACAAGCACCGUGACACUGUGCCAACUGGCACCGAGAGGAUUGAGAAACAACUAAGUUAGUUUUGGUAACACUGUCUUCUAGUCUACCUGUAUAAAAGGCCAGACAGCUUUUCUAGCACCGGGGGCUUCCGCCCUUGGAACAGCUGUCUGAAGCUAGCCUUUUAUACACCCCCUAUGUAUCCAUUCAUAUAGCCUUUAUAACAGCUACAUAAGACAUUAUGAUAUCCAUCAUAGGUCUGGUUCAUAUGUUGCUGUUCCUAUAACAUUGUGUAAACGUUGUCCCCUACGGAAACAGCUGGGGUCCACUCUAGUGAAGUCUCAGCAGAGGAUUGAUCAGUGAGUGAAGAAGUGGACAGACCUUCGCCAGGCUGUGGAGUCAGUCAAGGUAGGAUUGUAAAAAUUCAAGACCCCAAAAAAAUAACUAAGACUUCCAGAAAUAUGAGUCAUUUUAACCUUUUUUAAAAUUCAAAUAACAGUGUCCAUUUACAUUUGUGCCCUGUCUCCUGUAACAGCAAACACUUACGUUCAUUUGGAGGAUGGAAAUUAAUGUAACACAACUUCCCUGUUGCAUGCUCACAUUGGCAUGAUGGAUGAAACUGGCAUUGAAACCAGUGUGUCAGAGAUAUUCUGUGUAUCUGCAGAACAGGUUAGGUGAAUACCAUUCAAUAGUUCAAUCGAGCACAGGCUUAACUAAAUUAACAACAAAGACGGAAUGCAAUAUGACAUUUUAUUAAAUAGUUUGGAGAAUGGCCUCGUCUGAUGAUGCCCAGAUGAUGUGAUGACAGGUAGCCCUAUGUGGGGCUGCUGGCAUCAAAACCCCCAAGCUGGGUGAAAGGAGUUCCAAUGACGGGCCUUAAGGUUAUUUUAGCUGGUGGUGGUGGGAAAGUGGAUGGUUGUCAAAAACUGUUGCUGAAAAACAGCAAGUGAGAGAAAAUGGGUAAGUUGACAUAUAAAUACAUCCCAUUCGUUGAGAGAGAAGAAGGUGAUAAUUGCAAGAGUGAGCCCAUAGGUUGAACAGCAAGCAUGAGGAAUGUGCAUUAUAGUGCCAUGCUUAUAGUAGCCAGGACAAACAUAUUUUCACAAUUUCACUAAUACCAUCAACAUCAAUAAAUCCUAGCACAUUGUUGGUCUCAUUCAGUAGUUUUUACCUGAUAAAGUAGAAUGUAUAUUCCUAAAACAUACAUUGAAAAUGAUACUGUUGCUGCUUCCUGUUGUCGUGUCUUUUUGAUGUAUGGCCUAGUGUCAAAAGACCGGUUUUAGAUGUCCAAAUUCAUAAUCAAUAUGCUGAAAUAAAUUGUGAUAUUUUGAAGACCAAUACAUAAAAGUUACUCCCUACACACACGUCACACGUGUUCAGAUUACUUGUAUUUUGCUAAAUGAGUACCUUCUAAACUGGCCAUGCACCAAUAUUGACCAAGCGGUCACUGUUCUACUGUAAUUAUUAGAAUCACAAAUGAAUCACUCACAUCAAUAUUGUAUUGAAAUCAAUGGAAGUGGGACAAUAACCGCGGCGACAUGUACCCUUUGCGCUCUUCUAACAGACAAACAAACCUACAUGUCUGUCGAUAGAUGACCACCUGUCGUUGCCAUUUAUCAAUUUAUAUCUCUGUGAGAAAAUGAUUUCGGUAGAUGGCCAAUACGGAAAAGGAAACAAAACACUUUUUUUGAGUCGAUAAUAUCAACGAAUCACCACCUCACAUCGAUUUGUAACUAGCGACAGGGGAUGGCUUUCAUUUUAAUGAUAGCAUAACCCUCAAAUCCAUGAAUUCAUGUGAAGCCAGAUACUUUUAUGGGCAGAGCGGCCGAAUUUCUUCUACCCACAGUGUUUUCAACAUGACAGCUACGUUCUUUAGUCCCACUACGGACUGGCGCGUAUGUCAAAAGCACUGGUAAUAAACCAAAGUUAAUGAUAUGUUUUAAACAAUUGAUUUUGGGAGAUUGUGAUGACUAUAAUCUUUAAUACUAACAUCACCAAUCUGAGGUAAAAACGAUGAGUAUUUCCUGUAAUUCACGUGUGGUGAAUUCCACCAUAGGGAAGUUAGCGUAAUAUAACAUAAUUCAAUAUGCCAAAGUAAUUCAAUAUUUUUUCUAUAUGAUGAUAAUAAACGUAGCGCACACACAUUUUUUACAACAAUGACAUCUAUUUCUUCCUAUUUUAACCAUGGAGAGAUAUGUUAAAUGCUCGUAAAUACAAUGUAACCAGGAACUCUAGACUACAGCCCGUGUGGCUCAGUUAGUAGACCAUGGCACUGGUUCGAUUCCCACGGGUGACCAGUAUGGGGAAAAAAGUAUGAAGACGUAUGCACACAAAUGUAUCAUUUAUAAAGGUGAAUGACAUUCUGCACACGAGGAGGAGAAGAAACAAGAAGCUAUGAUGAUGCGUUUGUGUUCAUUCCCACUAUGUCCUUAGAAUAGGAAGUGAAUGAUGUUAUGCUUACUGGAUGAAGUUAAACGAGCCUUCCUGAUUGAUCUUUCAUAAACUACAUCACUAGAUCAUCUGCCUCUGAAGCUAAGCAGGGUUGGUCCCUGGAUGGGAGACCAGAUGCUGCUGGAAGUGGUGUUGGAGGGCCAGUAGGAGGUGCUCUUUCCUCUGGUCUGAAAAAAGAUCCCAUUGCCUUGUGUAGGGUGCCGUCUUUUGGAUGGGACGUUAAACGGGUGUCCUGACUCGGUGGUCACUAAAGAUGGCACUUAUUGUAAGAGUAGGGAUAUUAACCCCGGUGUCCUGGCUAAAUUCCCAAUAUGGCCCUCAUAGCAUCAUGGACACCUAAUCAUCCCCAGCUUCCAAUUGGCUCAUUCAUCCCUCCUCUUCCUGUAACUAUUCCCCAGAUCGUUGCUGUAAAUGAGAACGUGUUCUCAAUCAAUUUACCUGGUAAAACAAAAUAAAAUAAAAAAUGAACACAUAAAGGUGUUGCUCCUCCCAGUGGUGGAAAAGCACAGAACAUUUAUGAUUAAACAAACAGUGACGCAACAUUGACAAUUAAUCAUGUGUCACAAUAAGAGAGAACUGCAACUGGAACUUCAAAUGUAUUACAGUCGUUAUUCCUAUAGGCAACUAUAAGGAAACAACAGCAUAAUUACACUGCAUAUUACACUGGUAGUUCCUCUGAUGUAGGGCCUUGUUUGGUCUAUCUGGUUGAAACCUCCUGGCGUGAAGGUUAAGUAUUGGAUUGACAGUCUCAGGGUCCUGUGUUCAUGUCCUGGUUGGGGCUACCCCCACUGAAUAUGCCACAGUAUUAAACUGUUUGGUCUUUCUACUCUAAAGCUUUUAUCCCUCUGUUCAGACCUGGUCCAGCCGACCCUGGAUGUCAACAGUGCCCACCCCAACCUGUACCUAUCCGAUGGCAACACUGUAGCCAAGACGAUGAGCGAACCCAAUAACUACCCAGAUCAUCCAGACAGGUUCGACCACUGGCAGCAGGUGAGAGGAACACUGUUUAUAUCCAAAACGUUCUAUCCACAGCAGUAUAUGUGGCGAGCUGAAUUUGACCAAACGACUCUUGUAGGCUCAGGUGUGAUGACGUCACAUGCCAGACUAGGAAAGGACGGGGGUUUCUCAAUAGUUUCAGAUAAUAUUUUCAAAGCACUCAUAGUGCUUUACGAUGUAUGGUGGGUGGGUGGGCGGAUGGUCAGACUCGUAUCCAAUUAACGCAACUAAUUCAAUUAAAUUAAAAUCUAUUCAAUCCCAGCCGCUGUGUGAGGAGGGUCUGUCAAGAAGUCACUACUACUGGGAGGUGUACUAGAGAGGAACGGAGACCGACAUCGCCGUCCCCUACCAGAGCAUCAACCGCAAAGGCAACAGCAACGAAUGCAGCCUGGAGCCUGUACUGUUCUGAGGACAAACACUCCUUCGUGCACAAGAACCAAAGCACAGAUAUAGCCAAGCCCAGGACGUCAAGGGGAGGAGUGUAUGUGGACCAGAUAAAUGGGGCUCUGGCAUUUUACAGUGUAUCUGUUGCUUGA